CCCCCUCCGGCUGCGGCCCCGCCCCGUCCGGCGCGGCCUCGCUCUCGCCGUUCUUGGGGCGCCCGGGACCCUAAGCUCUCGGCGUCGCCAGUUCCUCGGCCCGAUCAUGGGCCCUGCCGGUCGCCCCGCGCUGAGGUCGCCGUCGUCGCCGCCACCUCCUCCAUCGCCGCCGUCACCGCUGCUGCUGCUGCUGCCCCUGCUGCCUCUGUGGCUGGGCCUGGCGGGGCCCGGGGCCGCGGCGGACGGCAGCGAGCCGGCGGCCCGGACGGGGCGGGGCGGAGCCCGCGCGGUGCGGGUGGACGUGAAGCUGCCGCGGCAGGACGCCCUGGUUUUGGAGGGCGUCAGGAUCGGUCCCGAAGCCGGCCCCGAGCCGCUGCUGGGCGGCCGCCUGCUGUUGAUGGACGUCGUGGAUGCUGAGCAAGAGAUACCCGUAGAUGGCUGGAUUGCAGUGGCAUAUGUGGGCAAAGAGCAGGCCGCCCAGUUCCACCAGGAGAAUCAGGGCAGUAGCCAGAAGGCAUAUCCCAAGGCCCUGGUCCAGCAGAUGCGCCGAGCCCUCUUCCUGGGAGCCUCUGCCCUGCUUCUCCUCAUCUUAAACCAUAGUGUGGUCCGAGAGUUGGACAUAUCACAGCUUCUGCUGAGGCCAGUAAUUGUUCUCCAUUAUUCUUCCAAUGUCACCAAGCUGUUGGAGGCACUUCUGCAGAGGACCCAGGCAACUGCUGAGAUCACCAGUGGAGAGUCCCUUUCAGCUAACAUCGAAUGGAAGCUGACAUUGUGGACCACCUGUGGCCUCUCCAAGGAUGGCUACGGAGGCUGGCAGGACUUGGUGUGCCUGGGAAGUGGUCAGGCCCAAGAGCAGAAGCCCCUGCAGCAGCUAUGGAACGCCAUCUUGCUUGUGGCCAUGCUCUUGUGCACAGGCCUUGUGGUUCAGGCCCAGCGGCAGGCAUCAAGACAGAACCAGCAGGAGCCUGGAGGCCAGGGGGACUUGUUCAAACGCCGUGUGGUUCAGAGACUGGCGUCCCUCAAGACCCGGCGCUGCCGGCUGAGCAGAGCAGCACACAGCCUUCCAGAGGCUGGCACUGACACCUGUGCUGUUUGUCUAGAUAACUUCUGUAACAAGCAGUGGCUCCGGGUACUGCCGUGUAAGCAUGAGUUCCACCGCGACUGCGUGGACCCCUGGCUGAUGUUACAACAGACCUGCCCACUGUGCAAGUUCAAUGUCCUGGGAAACCACUACUCAGAUGACUAACUACCCCCAGAGGAGAGUCUGCACUUCGGGAUGGGCCCUUCCCAGCCUCCACUACAGGACAGUGGGGUGGACAGACGAGCUAGCCCUGUGGGCAAAGUGAAGGUCCCACCAUACCCAUGAUGGGUAGGAUGGACUCACAGCCCCAGGCUGAAGACACAGAGCCAGGACUACCAGGCAAGGAGAAAUCAUUAGAGCCCUUCUCUGCAACCCUGGGAUAUCUGUGUUUGCCCUCAUAGGCAGCUCGCAGGAGUCUGGGAAAGAAAACAUGGCCACUACAUCUGUCCCCAGCACUCUGGAGCUUCAGAGGUUGAAUUUUAUGCUAUUUAUUGGGGGAUAGAUUGAGGGGAAAGAUGUGUGGCCAUGGGACCCACUAGUCUGACCCUGUCGUUCAGGCUGUGGCUUUGUCAAAUCAAAGGUAUGAUGUGAAAUGAGCCUCCUCCACUACUUGCUGCCAGCCCAGCUGGGCUCUUCCAGUCUGGCUGGGAUCCGAGGCCUUAGAAACCAUUUAGUGCUGUAUUUCUUGGUUGGGCUAAAUGUUACUGACCAGGAUACUUGAAGGCACAGAAUAUAUGUGGUGCAUCUGCCAAGGGCAUCAUUUAAAAAACAAAACAAAUAAAAAAACAUUUGGGUAGGGAAGUUUUAAUAGUAAAAUAAACAUGGAAUAUAUUUUAACAUAA
Molecule: messenger RNA, 1923 nt
Organism: Psammomys obesus (fat sand rat)
Lineage: Eukaryota; Metazoa; Chordata; Mammalia; Rodentia; Muridae
Gene: Rnf215
Product: ring finger protein 215
Exons: 9
Coding region: 107-1246 (379 amino acids)
Biological process (GO): ubiquitin-dependent protein catabolic process
Molecular function (GO): ubiquitin protein ligase activity
Source: RefSeq, a predicted model, not a curated record